Molecule: messenger RNA, 3441 nt
Organism: Rhopalosiphum padi (bird cherry-oat aphid)
Lineage: Eukaryota; Metazoa; Arthropoda; Insecta; Hemiptera; Aphididae
Product: zinc finger protein 131-like
Exons: 5
Coding region: 244-1215 (323 amino acids)
Biological process (GO): regulation of transcription by RNA polymerase II
Cellular component (GO): nucleus
Molecular function (GO): protein binding
Source: RefSeq, a predicted model, not a curated record
UUAUAAAAUUCAACAUUUCCGUGGUCAAGAUAAAAUAUUUGUUCUGAUUGGCUGUUGUCCAAAAAUCCUAUUUCCAGCAUAUCCAGAGUUAUAAUUUUAGAUUGGGCUGGAUCAAAUUCAAAUUUUCUGGGUGCUCAUUAUCUUGGUCUUUUUGUCAUACAAUAUUUUAAUUUCUUUGUUUUUGUUUAUUAUCUUCAUUUUAAAGCAUUUUAAUCAAGUUACGUAAAAACAUACAUUCACAGAAUGAGUACAGAGGAGUCACAACAGUUCUGUCUCAGAUGGCAUAAUUAUCAAAGUUCACUUAUGUCAACUCUGCCUCAGCUUUUAAACCACGAUGAUCUGACUGAUGUUACAUUAUGUGCUGGUUUGAGAACACUUAAAGCACAUCGUGUUGUUUUGUCUGCAUGUAGUGAUUAUUUUAAACAGUUAUUUAAAGCACUCACUAAAGAAUUAGGAGCAAGCCAUCAUCCAGUGAUUGUUUUGCCUGGUGUUGAAUUUACCGAUCUCUGUGCUCUAGUCACAUUUAUGUACAGUGGUGAAGUAAAUGUUUAUGAACAUCAACUAGCUAGCAUGCUUUCCAUGGCUGAUACAUUACACAUUAAAGGCUUGGCUGAGUUUUCUAAUGUACCUGGUUAUACAUCUGGCACAUUUGAGAAAUCAUCGAAGUGGAAAAGGCCACGAGUUGAAGAAUCAGAAUCCUUUAAUAGAGUGAUGUCAAGACCAACAAUGAGUGAAACUGAAGUUUUUGCUGAUCUAGAUGUUGCUCAAGAUCUAAGUAAACGUGUUCCAGAAAAUGAUAAUCAAGAUGAUACUGUAAACUUAGCAACUACUGUUGACCAUAAACCGUCCACAUCAGAAAUAAAUGUAUCUUAUGGUGAAGAAGCUCCGACACCUACAGAUUUAGUUCAAGGUCCAGUUGUACAGGGUUCACAGUCAGAUAAUAAUAAAUCUCGAACACCUGUAUCCAAGCUAUAUACAAUGUGUUUUAUAUGUGGUAAACAGCUAAGUAAUCAUUACAAUUUGCGCGUUCAUAUGGAAACCCACCAAAAUGCACAGUAUGCUUGUUCAGUAUGUAGUCAUGUUUCUCGAUCCAGGGAUGCAUUAAGGAAACAUGUAUCUUAUAGACAUCCACGUCCCAACAAUAAUAAUACAACUACAGAUAAUUCAUCUACAGUGGAUUCUUCACACAAUGUAAACAAGCUUCCAUCAACUUGACCCAAAAAAAUACGCAUGAUACAUUUAUUGUUAUUAUUUAAUUUAUUGUUGUUACCCUUUAGUUAAUUUUUCUUCUAGUUAUAUCCAUAUUAAUCGUUGACCUGUUAUUUUUAUUGUGUGAGUGUUUGAUUGUUAUUGUUAUAUAUUGUUAAAAUUUAUAAACUGUUGUUGAAAUGAUAAUAGAAAAAUAAUGUAAGAUGGUCCAUUUUAAAUAUAAAGUAUAAACUUACUUUGAAAAUAAUCAACCAUACCACAAAUAAAUUACAAGCAUAAUAUAUUAGUCAAUAGACUAUUAAAAAUAUUCAGUUGAAAAAAUAAUAGUAAUCAUCCUUGGAGUCUUGAUUAAACUCUUAAGAUAUUUAUCAUUUUAUCUUUAUAUUAUAUAAUAAACUAUUAUAAAUCUAGCUAAAUAUUUAUCUAUGAAUAUCUAUCCCCUAGCUUAAAAGUAUAUGAUUUCAAAAAAUAAAUUAAAUAUUUGUCGUGUUAAAAAUACAUCUAGAUUUAACUAAAUACGAUGUAGAUUGAUGUAACAGGCUAUAAUGCUGCUGUUUUGACCUUUUUCACAUCAAAUUAAUGUUUUAAAUAUGUUUAUUUGUAUUUAUUUUCAAUGUUAUUUAUAAAUAUUAUUUAAUAUUAUACCUUUAGAUUAUAAAAUAGAUUACCAAUGAUAUAUCAGUUUAAGUUACCAAUGUUUAAUCCAAUAUUGUUUACAUAACUAUUAUAGCCUACUGAUGUCAUUUUUUUUUAUGGAGAACCGCACAGUAGGCUCAUUAUAAUGUCUCCAUAUGGUUUGUUGAUGGUAUAAACAAUAACUUUUUUUUUUUUUUACUUCUGUGAUAAAUUAAUAUUAUGUAAAUUAUUACCGACCACUGUAAAAGGUUAUCGUUGUUAAAUUUACUGUGAUACGGGCCUGUUAAAAAAAAUUAGAAUAUUAUUGUAUAUUUUUAGUAUGAAACCAUAGAAAUGGUUAUAUAUAAUUAGAUAUACAUUUGAGAUUCAGUUGUUGAAUAUUUAUUUGCAGUGUAUAAAUGUAUGGAAUUAGUGAACUGUGAUAAUUUUUUUCUUUCAUCUAUUAAUGUUCCAUGAACCUGCAUGAUAGUUUAUUUUAUUUUUGUUAUAUCCAAGUGCCUUUUACCGUCAUUUAGAUGCUAGUCAUUCAAAAUUAGACUUAAUAGUGAGAGAAAAAAAAUGUUUAGUCACUUUGAUUAAACUGUUCUAUUAAGUUAAAAUUUAAUGGUUCAUGUAGUAGUAUGGUGAUAUAUGGAGACUAAAUUUAAUAAUAUUUAUAGUAUUAUAUUUAUUAAUUUAUUUAUUAUUCUAAUACAAUAUUAAUAUUCUUAUACAUUAAUAAUUAAAUAAUACUUAUUUGAAAAACUUAAUAUUGGACUCAAAUUUAAUGGAAAAUGUAUUUUAUUUAUCAGGCAGACAAACAGAAAAUAAUUUAAUCAAGACCUGAUCAAAAUUAAUAAUUCUUGAUGUUCAGUCAUAUUUAUUUAUAUUUUAUAUUCAAUACAUACUUUCAAAAACUAAGUUAAAUUAGAUCUCAAUUCUAUGAUUUUUUUUUAUUGUUAUUAGAAAAACUAUACGUCAUAUAUAAUAUUAUAAUCAAUUACAUCUUAUUAGUUAUUCAAUUUAUUAAAAAAAAUUUUUUUUAAGAUUGAAAUCUGGAUUUGUUGGUUAUAUUUUGUUAUUUUAUUGAGAAUUGAGAAUGAUAAUAAGCUGUGAUAAAUAUGAUGUCUAGGUUUCAAUCAAAUUAAUUUUAUGCUUCAUUUAAUCAUCUAGGAUUUCGAUAAAUAAUAUGUUCAUUAAAAAUAAUUAUACAAGUGCUCAAGCACAUUAUAAAAAUGAAAAUUUUAUGGAAAAAAAUUUAAAUUUCAUUAAUAAUUUGGCCUUUAUGUAAAAUAUUUUGAAUUGUAUAUUACUGUUAUGUAAUUAUAUUUAAUCAUUAACUAAAAUUACAAGGUUUCAGUAUAAAAAUAAAUUGUAUAUCAAUAAUUAUAAAUAUAAAGGCCUCUUUGAAAAUAUGUUUUAAACUUUUCAGUUAGUACAUAGGAUAAUGUAGGUAAUUGAAAUUGCAAUCGCAGGGUGAUAAUUUAAUUGUUCAUUGUUUUAAAGCUAUUAUAUUAUUUUGUUAACAGAAAAAACGUUGCCUAAUUUUUAGUUAAACAAAUUAAGUUGGGUUUUUUUUUGUUGUAUGUAAAUAAAUGAAUUAUUUGAAAAAGGAAA